Molecule: messenger RNA, 3234 nt
Organism: Tachysurus vachellii
Lineage: Eukaryota; Metazoa; Chordata; Actinopteri; Siluriformes; Bagridae
Gene: eeig2b
Product: family with sequence similarity 102 member Bb
Exons: 11
Coding region: 250-1362 (370 amino acids)
Source: RefSeq, a predicted model, not a curated record
CAGUGACGUUUCUCAGCCCGGGGUCUGUACACAACGCUGGGGUGAAACAGAAAGGAGGCAGCAGACUCUUUCCUCUUACAGACUACAGCUCACUGUAGCUGGCUGAGCUAAUGGGGUCCUUUGGGAAUAGCAGAACGCGAACAGUGCUAGAAGUGUAAAGUAGCGAGGCGGUUAGCAGCAGCUUAGCUUCACUCAUUUCCUCUGACACGACAGCGGCGUGGGGCGUUUACGAGCAGGGACACAUUAAUCAUGAUGAAGAAAAAGAAAUUCAAGUUUAAAGUUGAUUUUGAGCUGGACGAGCUGUCUUCAGUGCCGUUUGUUAACGGGGUUCUAUUCUGUAAAAUCCGCCUGCUGGACGGAGGCUUUUCGGAGGAAUCAUCACGAGAAAUGGUCCAGGCAAACUGUGUGCGCUGGAGAACAAGUUUCUCGUUUCUAUGUAAAAUGAGCGCCAGUGCUGGAACAGGAGUUCUUGAUCCUUGCAUAUGCCGUGUUUCUGUCAGAAAGGAACUGAAAGGUGGGAAGACUUAUGCAAAGCUGGGCUUUGCUGAUCUGAACCUGGCUGAGUUUGCAGGAUCUGGGAGCACGACACGCCGCUGUUUACUGGAGGGCUAUGACACCAAGAACACCAGGCAGGACAAUUCUAUUCUCAAGGUGAUCAUCUGUACUCACCUCAUGUCUGGAGAUCCUUGUUUCAAAACACCUCCAUCCACAGCAACAGUGAUUGGGAUCCAGGGGGAUGGAGAGAGUCUGCUGGAAGAGCGAAGAGGUGGAGACACCCAGAAACCCUUCUUGGGGCUCUCGGAAGCCACAGGCAUGUGUGGCUCUCUGCCAGAGGAGCUGGGUGUGUGUGGUCAUUCCCGAACCUCCAGCUAUGCUAGUCAGCAGUCUAAAGUAUCAGGUUAUAGCACGAGUCACUCACGCUCCUCCAGCCUAUCCGAGUUCACCCAUAAAAGGAACACAUCAGUUGGUAGUGCAUCCACAGGCAUUGCUAGCAUCCCUGAGCCCAGUGAGGAGGGUCCGAACACUAUAGCAGCUGCUGCUGCUGCUGCCACCCUUGGAGCCUGUAACACCUCGUCAGUAAACCCUGCUACACCAGACAGAACUUCUAACAGGCACCCAAUGAAGCAAGACUCGAUGGAAUCUCAGAUGAAACGGGUAGAUGCCACUAGAGUUGAUGCUGAUGAUGUGGUAGAGAAAAUCCUGCAGAGCCAAGACUUUACUCCUGGCAUGUUUGACUCAAGCAAUGAAGAGGAGGGUCUUCGUUUAUUUGUGGGUCCUGGAGGAAGCACAGCACUUGGCAGUCAUCAUCUACCAGCAAGGGUUGGUGCUGGUGCUUAUGAGCAAGUGGUGAUCAAGCGCUAGAGCUGAAAGGUGCCAUGUAGAGAGGGGCCACAAACCAAAGUCAUGAAGAGAGGGAGGGCCCUUCAAACCCCUUCUUUCCAGUAGUGUGACUUUAACAUCCAUUCACUGCUGGUGGAGCUGGUGAGGAUUUUCAAAGGUGCAUUGGCUCCUCUGAGUCCUGGGGUAACUUAACUUUUCAAUCCCGAAACUCCCUGCUUUCCUCUUUGACUUGCCUAUAAAACAUUCAACAAAGGAGGGAAACUAGUCUUACAUGUUGUAACAGGAAACAAUCCUCUCCGUGUUUUGCUUGGCUGGCAGUUUUGUUCCAGGCUUUUGUCAGCUUCAUAAUGAGGAUAUUAAGCUCAUCAUUUUGAUCUUGUGUAUUCAGGGGUGAAGGUUUCAUUUUUUUAAAUUUUUAACAUUUGGGCAUAUUCAGAUGAGUCAUGCAUCAGUAUUGUGUGUGUGUGUGUGGGGGGGGGGGGGGUAUUUGGAUGCAGCGUUGCAGCAUUCUAGAAGGUCACAUCACCAAUGUUGAGUAGUAGUGCUUCCUUUUGCUGAUCUUAUUACACUAUAAGGGAAACCGAACCAACUAUCUGGCAUUGGGCAGACAGUCUGACUUUAGAGAAGAGAAUAGUCACUUACUGAACAAGCAUCCAUUUACAUUUAUAUAAGUGAGUAAUAAAUUCUGAUAGCGCUUAAUAUUUGAAUAGAUAGAAUAGCUGUCAACCCUUGUAUGCUGUAUUUCUGUCAGAUUUGAGCAUUAGUUCAUCUUUUUAGUUUGUUAGACGGUUUGUUUUCAGCUGCUAUGUUGUUUUUGGAUGUUGGUUUUUUGUGGAGUUCAGUUUGAGUCUAACAAUUGUUUGUGCAUUUGGUUGUACAGCCUUUUCAAGUAUUGUCUCACUCCUUCAGCAUAGCAUAAAUGGGGCCAAAGUCAAAUUUCUCAGACACUGCCAUUACAAAAACUGUGUAUUCAGGCAGUUUGAUCAUUCAUUAUUGCACUUUGUUCACAUUAUGACUACGCUGAUCCUUUUUUAUUGAGAGCUGAGAUAUGACAGAAAACCGAAGGAAAGAAAUUCAAUAUUUUAUUAUAGUGACUUAUAGUCUUUGCCUCUGUGAAAGCAGGUUUAAAUUUUAUUUGAGGUGCUAGAGAAAUGUAGUCCGAUGUGACCAUCUUUUGCUUAACUUGUACUAUGUACAUUUACUGCUAUUGUGGUUUUAAUUUUUUAUAUCAGAAAUGCUACAAACUUCAUAUGAAUGUCUACAUGUUUUGUGCAUAUCAGAUGUCUACCCUGAUGUAUUGUUGCCUACUUGUUUUAAUGUGCUUAUUCUGAUUGAUUGUCUGCUGGUGUAAACAUGUUCCAGGUUCUCUACGGUUUUAUUUAUGUGUCAUAUUAAAGCCAUAUGUUUUACAAAGUGAGCCCACUUCUUUGUAUGUGUUCUGAAGCAGGACUAGCUAUGGGGAAUGGGUGCAUUAAAUAUCUCUAGUGUAUAAAUGCCUGUAAUAACCGAUUAUGCUGAGUCUGAUAUGAUGUAAUAUCAGUGUUGUCAUGGGUUAAACACCACUGCAAAACAUCAGUAUUGUGUUUUCUAACACAUUUCCAAAGAGCAGUGUUUCAUGUGUUAUAUCCUUACAGUGUUCAAUAUCAGAAAUCCUAAAUAUUUGACUAGUUGACAUUGUGUGUAGGUACCUUGUGUUGUAGUAAACACCAUGGUGUUUUUUUUUAAUCUCUUCUGUGAAGCUUUUGCUCCUUGUACUAUACUACUGUACUUGUCAUGAUGUAACGGUGACUAUGCUUUUUACUGUUCUGCAUUGCUAUUGUGAUGUUCAACUCUUUUUAACCAAUGCUGACCAUGUGUACCGCACACUGUUAAAUAAACACUGAAUAAACCUGA